GUUGCAGCAGCAGUGAACAGCCUUUAUUUUGAAAGGGACCACGGGAAGUGUCCGCUCACAUGCACAGCGUGCACAGCUUGCUGACGCAGCAGCAGCAUCAUCAGCAGCAUCAUCAGCAGCAGCAGAGUCAGUAGAGUCUGCAGAGUCCCAUCACCAGAUCACACCCGACGGGGCUGCAGCGCACCGCACCGCACCGCACCGCUCCUCAGCAGCAUGACGCCCAGAUUCAACCCCGCAGUCUGAGGCGCACCGAGCACCUGCCUGCACGCGCACACACACACGGAGCCCUCGCACGCGCGCACGCACGGGGACGCGAAUAUUGCGGAGACCAGCGAGCCAAGAGAGAGAGAGAGAGAGAGAGAGAGAGAGAGACACACGGGAACACAGACCGACCCAGGCGAACUCCUCACCGCGCCGCGCCGCGCUGCAGGAUUGUGCGCUUUUCUCUCCUCCACUCCGCUGCUCCAGCAGAUCUAACGCUCUAAUCUCCACUGCGGAGUCGCUUCACCACCACGAAAAACAAGAUGUCAACGUCGGCCAAGGACAGCGGGCAUUACGCCAACUAUGUGGGACCGUACCGCCUGGAGAAGACGCUGGGGAAAGGACAGACAGGUCUGGUGAAGUUGGGCAUCCACUGUGUUACGUGUCAGAAAGUCGCCAUAAAGAUCGUCAACAGAGAAAAACUCAGCGAGUCGGUUCUUAUGAAGGUGGAGCGGGAGAUAGCCAUCCUGAAACUCAUAGAGCACCCCCACGUUUUAAAGCUGCAUGACGUCUACGAAAAUAAGAAAUACCUGUACCUGGUUCUAGAGCACGUGUCCGGGGGGGAACUGUUCGACUACCUGGUGAAAAAGGGCCGGCUAACGCCUAAAGAGGCCAGAAAGUUCUUCAGACAGAUCAUCUCAGCCCUGGACUUCUGCCACAGCCACUCCAUAUGCCACAGAGACUUGAAGCCUGAGAACUUGUUGUUAGAUGAGAAGAACAACAUCAGGAUAGCGGACUUCGGCAUGGCGUCUCUGCAGGUCGGGGACAGUCUGCUGGAGACCAGCUGUGGGUCUCCUCACUACGCCUGCCCAGAGGUGAUCAGGGGGGAGAAGUAUGACGGGAGAAAAGCCGAUGCGUGGAGCUGUGGAGUCAUCCUGUUUGCACUUUUAGUGGGUGCCCUGCCGUUCGACGACGACAACUUGAGGAAUCUCCUGGAGAAGGUGAAGCUGGGAGUUUUCCACAUGCCUCACUUCAUCCCUCCAGACUGUCAGAACCUGCUGCGCGGUAUGAUCGAGGUGGACGCCGGCAAGAGGCUCACGUUGGAGCAGAUACAGAAGCAUACGUGGUACCUAGCUGGAAAGAACGAGCCGGAGCCGGAGCAGCCCGUCCCCAGGAAGGUGGCCAUCAGGACGCUGGCAGCGGCCGAGGACAUCGACCCCGACGUCCUGGAGAGCAUGCACUCUCUGGGCUGCUUCAGAGACAAGGACAAGCUGACCAAAGACCUGCUGUCUGAAGAAGAAAACCAGGAAAAGAUGAUCUACUUCCUGCUGUUGGACCGCAAGGAGAGGUAUCCGAGCCACGAGGACCAGAACCUGCCGCCACGCAGCGAAAUAGCAGACCCACCCAGGAAGCGGGUGGACUCGCCCAUGCUGAGCCGUCACGGUAAGCGGAGACCGGAGAGGAAGUCCAUGGAGGUGCUGUGUGUCACGGAGGGAGGGUCCCCCGUACCGGUGAGACGAGCCAUCGACAUGGCGACGCACGGUCAGAGAUCGCGGUCGAUCAGCGGAGCGUCCUCUGGUCUGUCCACCAGUCCUCUCAGCAGUCCCAGGGUGACCCCCCACCCCUCCCCCAGAGGGAGUCCUCUCCCCACCCCCAAAGGCACCCCGGUGCACACGCCCAAGGACAGCCCGGCCGGCACGCCCAGCCCGACGCCGCCGCCCAGCCCCUCCAUCGGGGGCAUGCCCUGGAGGACACGCCUCAACUCCAUCAAGAACAGCUUCCUGGGCUCGCCGCGCUUCCACCGCAGGAAAAUGCAAGUUCCCACCCAGGAGGACAUGUCCAGUCUGACUCCAGACUCCUCUCCAGAACUGGCGAAGAAGUCGUGGUUCGGUAACUUCAUCAACCUGGAGAAAGAGGAGCAGAUCUUCAUCGUGAUCAGAGACAAACCGCUCAGCUCCAUAAAGGCAGACAUCGUCCACGCCUUCCUCUCCAUCCCCAGUCUGAGCCACAGCGUCAUCUCUCAGACCAGCUUCCGGGCGGAGUACAAGUCCACGGCCGGCCCGACGGUGUUCCAGAAGCCGGUGAAGUUCCAGGUGGACAUCACCUACACGGAGAGCACCAGCGCCACCAAGGACAACGGCAUCUACUCCGUCACCUUCACCCUGCUCUCAGGUCCCAGCCGGCGUUUCAAGCGCGUGGUGGAGACCAUCCAGGCCCAGCUGCUCAGCUCCGACCAGCCCGGCAUGCAGCCCCAGAUAUCUGGGAUCAUCCAUAAUAACUAUUACCCUCGGCGGCUCUUCGAGACCGGCCGACAGCGGCCCGCUCGCGGCCCGCCGCGCCAAGAGAAGAAAAGACAGAGGAACCCCUUCCUUUUCCCUCCCCCACUUCACUUCACUUUCCCCCCUCCCUCUUCGAGUCCCUUCUACCGGCCGCAUCAGUAGAGUCCACUUCACCCCACCAGACCAAACAUAGAGACAUCUCGAGGAGUUGUAAAAGAAAAAAAGCCUUAAGGACAGUGAUGUUUGUCUCCACACACAUCCCCCUCUCUCUCUCUUUCUUCUAAUUCUCCCACAUGUACAUAAAAACACACAUACUGUACGUACUCCUCAACACAAACUGCUCUGCGGGAUGUAAUGACUCGCUGACAAACAGGAAGCGGUUGGAAGAAGCGGAGACGGACAGACGGGCGGCCGGACGGAUGAACGCUGGCUGGAUUGUAAUUCUUUUUAAUGUCGUCUUUCUUUGUGAACGGCAUGGAUUUCUGUAAAAAAUGGGUAAAAGGUUGCCCAUUAAAGUAUAGACAUGGUUGGGGGGGGGGAGGUGAUAUUACAUAAAUGAAUGAUCUAUUCUGUUGUAAGACGUAAAUAAUGUUCCGUAUGUACAAAA
This is a messenger RNA of Sebastes umbrosus (honeycomb rockfish), 3087 nucleotides long. RefSeq names its product serine/threonine-protein kinase BRSK2-like. NCBI's taxonomy places the organism in Eukaryota, Metazoa, Chordata, Actinopteri, Perciformes, Sebastidae. Gene Ontology annotation, cellular component: cytoplasm. Gene Ontology annotation, biological process: intracellular signal transduction; microtubule cytoskeleton organization; protein phosphorylation. The record is from RefSeq and is a predicted model, not a curated record. Gene Ontology annotation, molecular function: tau-protein kinase activity; protein serine/threonine kinase activity; ATP binding.